GCAAAAAGUUUCCGCCCUAGCUUCCUGCCUGCCCAACUCCCGGGCUCCCUGCUGCACCCACUUUCAUGCUCACCCCAGGACUGGCCACAUCGGGUGUCCCAUUCUUCGCUGCCCACUCAGGAGCAACUCUGUCAUCUUGCCCACUUCGGGGCUCCUAGAGAAUACAGACCCGCAAAUCACCAUUUGAAGAGCAACUAUGAGCUUACCCAAGAUGUCUGUGAAAAUGACAGCAGCCCUGCUCCUGCUACAGCUGAGUGGCUUCUUUGGAUCUGGGAAUGCUGGGAAGGUGCUGGUGUGGCCAAUGGAAUACAGUCAUUGGCUCAACUUAAGGACAAUCCUGGAUGAACUUGUAAAGAAGGGCCAUGAAGUGACAGUUCUGAUACCCUCAGCCUCCCUUUCUUAUGAGGUUGGAGACACAUCUGCUAUUGAAUUUGAGAAAUACCCUUCAUCCACUUCCCUGGAUGAUGUGGCAGCACUUUACAUGGAAUCAAUCAGAAAAUGUGUUUAUGAGCUGCCAAAGCAAUCAUUUUGGGGAUUCUUUGUAUUGUUGCAAGAAGUGGUUUGGGAAGAUUCAAAUUAUUUUGAAAGUCUCUGCAAAGAUGUAGUUUUUAACAAGGAACUCAUGACAAAACUACAAAAUUCAAGCUUUGAUGUCAUAGUAGCAGAUCCCUUCGUGCCCUGUGGUGAACUGCUGGCUGAGAUUCUCAAGAUACCUCUGGUGUACAGUCUCCGAUUCUUCCCUGGCUCCACACUUGAGAAGUACAGUGGAGGACUGCCACUACCUCCUUCCUAUGUGCCUGUUGCUAUGUCAGAAUUGAGUGAUCGAAUGACAUUCAUCGAGAGGGUACAAAAUCUGAUCUAUGUGCUUGCUUUUGACUUUUGGUUCCAAACAUAUAACGAGAAGAGAUGGGAUCAGUUUUACAGUGAAGUCUUGGGAAAACCCACAACACUCGCUGAGAUGAUGGGGAAGGCAGAUAUAUGGCUCAUUCGAACCAACUGGGAUUUGGAAUUUCCUCACCCUGUCUUACCAAACUUUGAUUUUGUGGGAGGACUCCACUGCAGACCUGCCAAGCCUCUACCAAAGGAAAUAGAAGACUUUGUCCAGUCUUCCGGAGAACAUGGUGUGGUAGUGUUUUCCCUGGGGUCCAUGGUGGGUACCCUAACAGAAGAAAGGGCCAACGUGAUUGCAGCAGGCCUUGCCCAGAUUCCACAGAAGGUUCUUUGGCGAUUUGAAGGCAAGAAGCCAGACACCUUGGGCUCCAACACUCGACUGUACAAAUGGAUCCCGCAGAAUGACCUUCUCGGUCAUCCUAAAACCAGAGCCUUUAUUACUCAUGGUGGCACCAAUGGCAUCUAUGAGGCGAUCUACCAUGGGAUCCCUGUGGUGGGCAUUCCUUUGUUUGGAGACCAGUUUGACAAUAUUGUUCACAUGAAGACCAAAGGAGCAGGGCUUCGAGUGGACUUUCUCACAAUGUCCAGUGCAGAUUUGUUCCAUGCUGUGAAGAAAGUCACUAAUGACCCUUCCUAUAAGGAGAAUGCCAUGCGGCUAUCAAGAAUCCACCACGACCAGCCAGUGAAGCCCCUGGACAGAGCCGUCUUCUGGAUUGAGUAUGUCAUGCGCCACAAGGGAGCCAAGCACCUUCGUGUGGCAGCGCAUGACCUCACCUGGUACCAGUACCACUCUCUGGAUGUGCUUGGAUUCCUGCUUGCCUGUGUGCUGACUGUGAUGUUCGUCAUCACAAAGUGUUGCCUCUUUUGCUGCCAGAGAUUUACUAAAUCUGGAAAGAAGAAGAAAAGGGAGUAGCUGAAGUGGGGAGCACUGACACAUGGACCUGCUCCAGUGCAUCACAGCAGGGGAGGCGGUGGGGGUAGUGUCCUUCAUUCUGUGACAAGACAGCUUCUCAGUCUUAUUUGUCAAUUCUAGGGAUUUUUUUUUCUCCCAGAGAAUUAACGAUUUUUGCACUUAAUUGUACUUCAUGCCUCAAAUUAAACUGAAAUAUAAACCCAGUAAAAUUAAAAUAGCCAACAUGAGUACACUUAA
Alexandromys fortis (reed vole) is the source of this 2041-nucleotide messenger RNA. RefSeq names its product UDP-glucuronosyltransferase 2B31-like. Gene Ontology annotation, molecular function: glucuronosyltransferase activity. The coding region runs from base 197 to 1804 and encodes 535 amino acids. The record is from RefSeq and is a predicted model, not a curated record. Lineage: Eukaryota; Metazoa; Chordata; Mammalia; Rodentia; Cricetidae. The transcript is spliced from 7 exons. Gene Ontology annotation, biological process: estrogen metabolic process.